Dinoponera quadriceps is the source of this 9021-nucleotide messenger RNA. RefSeq names its product glutamate receptor ionotropic, kainate 2-like. The transcript has 19 exons. Gene Ontology annotation, biological process: monoatomic ion transport. Lineage: Eukaryota; Metazoa; Arthropoda; Insecta; Hymenoptera; Formicidae. The record is from RefSeq and is a predicted model, not a curated record. Gene Ontology annotation, cellular component: plasma membrane; postsynaptic membrane. Gene Ontology annotation, molecular function: glutamate-gated receptor activity. Bases 350 to 3250 code for a protein of 966 amino acids.
CUGUCACGGUUGGAGGUGUGUGUUUACGUUUCCGCGAUGAAAAUUCGACCUCCGUAGAGGUUAUGUUUACGCGCGCCGCCAGGACGAUGCAUGUCUUUACGCGUUGAUCUCUUUAAAGACAACCUUGCGGGACGUCCGUGUGCUCCUGGAAACACAGUCCCGAUGAUAUUUCGAGGAUUCCACGAACUCUCCCUGGCAGCGGAUUGCACCAAUGAGCGUGACAACUUCGGCAAAACCCGGUAAAUGUGCGAAGUGUGUCGAGCCACAUCCAUCAUAAACAUAAUUCAUGCGGUAGUGUUCGUGUGAGGGGCCACCGAGAGUCCGCGGCGGUGGGUUUUCGAGAUGAGCUAUGAAUCUGGGUUGCCUGGUAGCCUGUGUCUUCGUCCUUCAGCUGCUCCAGCUUCCCUCAGUACUCUACGCACUACCUUCUGUCGUCAAAAUCGGUGCUAUAUUCACUCAUGACCAAAAGGAUAGCAGCACGGAGCUGGCCUUCAAGUACGCCGUUUACAAGAUCAACAAGGAGAAAAUUAUUCUGCCGAAGACCACGCUGGAGUACGAUAUUCAAUACGUGUCGAAAGAUGAUUCCUUCCACGCUUCUAAGAAAGCGUGCCAGCAGGUCAAGUAUGGCGUCCAAGCAGUCUUCGGGCCCUCGGAUCCGAUUUUGGGCCAGCACAUUCACAGUAUCUGCGACGCCCUCGACAUUCCACAUCUCGAGGCCAGGCUGGACCUGGACGCGGAGGCGAAGGAAUUCAGCAUCAAUCUCUAUCCCGCACAAAGUCUGCUCAACACCGCUUAUCAAGACGUCAUGGAGUUCCUCAAUUGGACCAAUGUGGCAAUCAUUUACGAAGACGACUACGGGUUGGUGAAGUUACGGGAGCUCGUGAGAUCACCUAAAAUCCGUGACAUCGAAGUCAAUCUCAGGCAGGCGGAUCCCGACUCGUACAGACAGGUCCUCUCGGAAAUGAAAAGCAAGGAAAUUCGAAAUCUAAUCGUGGACACCAGACCGGAGCACAUGCAUCAUUUUCUACGAAUGAUCCUGCAGCUGCAGAUGAAUGAUUACAAGUACCACUACCUCUUCACGACAUUCGAUAUCGAAACCUUCGACCUCGAGGAUUUCAAGUACAAUUUUGUCAAUAUCACUGCCUUUCGUUUGGUCGAUGCGGACGACCUCAGCGUACGCAGUAUCCUGAGGGACAUGGAACGCUAUCAGCCCGCGGGGAAUACGAUACUCAAUAAAUCGAGAAUCAUCCAGGCCGAACCGGCGUUAAUGUACGACAGCGUACAGGUGUUCGCGGUGGGAUUACGCACCCUGGAGCAAUCCCAUGCUUUAAGACCCGCCAAUAUCUCCUGCGAGCUCGAGCACCCCUGGGACGGCGGAUUAUCUCUCACCAAUUACAUCAACUCGGUCGAGAUGAAGGGAAUCUCCGGGCCCAUUGAAUUUAAAGAAGGCCGCAGAAUUCAGUUUAAAUUGGAUCUGUUGAAGCUGAAGCAACACUCGCUCGUCAAGGUAGGCGAGUGGCGUCCCGGUACCGGCGUCAACGUCACAGACGCCGCAGCCUUCUUCGAGCCCAGCAUCGGGAACGUAACUCUAAUCGUGAUCACUAUACUGGAGCAGCCGUACGUAAUGCUGAAGACCGGAGGGAAUUUCAGCGGGAACGCGCGCUACGAGGGCUUCUGCAUCGACCUGCUGAAGGAGAUAGCGCACAUGGUGGGCUUCACCUACAGGAUCGAGCUCGUACCGGACGGCAAGUAUGGCGUUUACGAUUACGAGACCGGCGAGUGGAACGGGAUAGUGCGCCAACUGAUGGACAAGAAAGCUGACCUCGCAGUCGGCUCGAUGACGAUCAACUAUGCACGCGAGAGCGUCAUCGACUUCACAAAGCCGUUCAUGAAUCUGGGCAUCUCGAUCCUCUUCAAGGUGCCAACCAGCCACCCGGCACGGCUCUUCUCCUUCAUGAAUCCACUGGCGAUCGAGAUCUGGCUGUACGUCUUGGCGGCUUACGUUCUGGUGUCGGUGACGAUGUUCGUCGUAGCACGGUUCAGCCCGUACGAGUGGAACAAUCCCCAUCCGUGUCACGCCGGGCAGGAAGUCGUCGAGAACCAAUUCUCUCUAUCGAACAGCUUCUGGUUCACUAUCGGGACUCUCAUGCAGCAGGGCAGCGAUUUGAAUCCCAAGGCUACGAGCACGCGUAUCGUAGGUGGCAUAUGGUGGUUCUUCACUUUGAUCAUCAUCUCGUCAUACACCGCAAAUCUGGCGGCUUUCCUUACAGUGGAGAGAAUGAUCACGCCUAUAGAGAACGCCGAGGAUCUCGCCAGCCAAACGGAUAUCGCGUACGGAACCCUCGAUAGCGGAAGCACGAUGACUUUCUUCAGGGACUCGAUGAUCGAGACGUACAAGAAGAUGUGGCGAUUUAUGGAAAACAAGAAGCCAUCUGUGUUCGUCCCGACUUACGAAGAAGGCAUCCAACGGGUUCUUCAGGGCGACUACGCCUUUCUCAUGGAGUCAACCAUGCUGGAUUAUAUCGUUCAGAGAGAUUGCAACCUCACGCAAAUCGGCGGGCUCUUGGACACCAAGGGAUACGGAAUCGCCACACCUAUGGGCUCCCCAUGGCGGGAUAAGAUAUCUCUUGCGAUCCUGGAGCUGCAAGAGAAAGGCGAAAUUCAGAUGCUGUAUGACAAAUGGUGGAAGAGUCCCGGGGAUACUUGCAUGAAAACGGAAAAGGGAAAGGAGAGUAAAGCCAACGCUCUGGGCGUCGACAACAUAGGAGGAGUCUUUGUGGUCUUACUCUGCGGCUUGGCAUUCGCCGUGCUCAUAGCGAUUUUCGAGUUCUGCUACAACUCAAGGAGAAAUGCGCCGGCGGAACGGCCAAGGCCUCCGAUUUCGACGCCUCUCACCGGCUCUCUGCAGGGAAUUUCUCAGACCGUGCAGCAACAGCAGCAACAGCAACAACAACAAUGUCAGCAGUUGCAUCAGCAGCAGCAACAAGCGAGUCAACAGCAAGAGUCGCUCUGCUCGGAGAUGGCACGCGAGCUGUGUCGUGCUUUACGCUGCCACGCGUCGUCUCGACGACGUCGACGCACCUGCGACAAAUGCACGCACGUGAUCGGCUAUCCGCCGGAUAAUCCCACUGCCACUCCCAUAAACGGGAUGAGGUCACAGAGAAGCAGCCUGGCCGUACCCGUAGUCGAACUGCCUCCACACAUCCACCUGCAUCAUCACGCACCGCCGCACGAUUACAACGGCAAUUAGAGCUGUGAGACGUCUUCGUCGAGACGAAUCAACAGCGACACUAGUCAUAACCCAGGAACAAGUACAAAAAGCGUAUCAGGCAUCGUGAGAAGCGGCAAACGUCGACCCCCGUGUCGAAUCAUCCGUCAAGAAGCACGAGAGCGUUCACUUUUAGAUCCCGACGCAUUUUUGCACAAUAUCGCGGAAGCGUUGUCGACAUUUUACAAUCACGAAGAGAGCUUAAACUCAUUUAUAUAUCGAACGUGCGCCGCUUUUCCGCACAUUUGACAAAUUCGUCGAAAUUGACGCGAUGAAACGGCGUAAUCGAUGAAACGGUAAAACGACUCCGAAGUGGCCUCUGUCAUUCGCGAAUUUCGUACUGUUCGUCAGCCCGCAGGGCAUUGUAAUUAUUCCGACGCGAGAUCGAUAGUGUUCAUCGCUUUAUCCGCGAAAUUUUCGUGUACAUUGGGGUAACGUAACACGAGGCUACCCGGAAGGGACGCGAAAAAUUUUUAAUUAACGAAUUGCAACGAAAUGUAGUCAAGUUCCGGGGGAAAUUUCCUUAGGCACCGUGUGUGAUCGAGAUCGAUAUUCAGUUUAACCGGUUCGGAUAUUCGAAGGGUCUACGCUGUCCCCCGGGGAACUUCGGCGUAUUACAAAUAAUCGUUGUAAUAUUUUCGCUUGAGCGAUUUUUAGCAUACGUCGAGACCGACGGUUCUGUAAAGGGUUGUAAAAUUCACGAGAAAAUUCACGAUGUACAAAACGGAAAGGAGAAAUAGUACAUCUCUUUUUCCCAUGCUCCCCUCUCUCGAGACAACACGUAGGAAUUUUCUCGGUAAAUCGAUCUUGCUUCUGAAAAUUUUAUUUCUAGCGUAAACGGGUCUCGCUUCGAAAUCGGAUCUUGCGUUAUUGCGAAACGAUCGCCGCGAGUUAGCGGUCUGUGACGCUAAAGACGUUUAAUCAUACUUCGAUUGAUACGAUAUCGUUAAGAUCACUCAAGAGAUAUCACUUAAGAGAGAGUAGUACGCUGAACCUAGGGAUAGACGAUGAAAAAACCUUCCGUCCUACGUCCAGAGACGCAGCCAUCCGUUUAUAUCCACGAUGGUGAUCAACGAUGGCAUCCGCCGUUGAGCACGUUCACGCUACUCUCGCACGAGAUCCGACGUUCGAUCUAUGCACAGAAUGACGUUCGAACACGCCCUGUUAAUAAUAAUAAACGCGUUCUCUUACCACGAGAGACAACCGGGAUGCAGCGCAUAAAGUGUAAUAACCAAGGUACUCGCGAGGUGUUCUGUAAAUAUCGCCGCGGAAGAAACAAAGAGAGAGAAACGGAUGAUCGCAACGGGAGUAUUUUAUGCAAAAGUGGACGAGUGAGUAAUCGUUAGCGCUAACCGAGUACAACUUAGACGUUUGGUGUUAUGUAACGUGUGUGUUGUAUAUGCUGAUAGACGGCGAAUAAAUGUAAGAUGAGAGAACGGACGUAUCGUUGUCUUCUUGCUCCGCACCUAUUCGGACUGCUGAGACUAGAGAUGUGCGAAUCUAGCAUCUACGUGGUCGAAUCGAAUCUUUAAUAAUAUAUUCGCACACCUCUAUGUGGAUACGAUUCAAAUUAAGAGAUCCGAAAUAGCCCGGUAGACUGUGAGGUGCGAUCUAUGAGAAAAUGUGCAAUGUACAAAAAAAAAAACUCACCGAGGCGAAAUAUUUCCUCCUUCCCGAGGCAAGGAAACAUCUCAUUCGGUAAAUCGUCUCUUUUAUGAAAUUACAGAAAAUUAAUUUAUAGCAAAAGUUUAUCUACUAUUAUAAGCACACACAAGCGGAACAAUCAUGAAAGACGCAACGAACGAUACACAACAGAACAACAAGAAAUUUAAGAAAUACAUUUUCCGGACGACUCACGCAAGCUUAGAUCGGGUGGGUCGCAAAAAACAGGUACGACGCUCGGUUGCCUUUUUUAUAUAACAUCAUUUAUUAAGGGAUAAAAUAAAUGACAAAUAACAUAUCACUUAUAUGAAACUAUAAUAUUUCUUAGUGUUCAUUAUUCGUUAUGAUAUAAAAGAAAUCACAUCACAUAUACAACCCCCCGCGCAUACGGCGGCGAUCGCUCGGUCGCUCGAAUCCUCGCGUACACGACGCACGACGAUACGCGAACAGGAUGGGUCCAGCUGUCGUCGGGGGACGCGCGAAUGACCGGGGGAACCGCGAAAAGUUCCACGGUAUUCCCGGACGGGCCUCGAAGAGAAGAGAGGCCGAGCGUACUCGCGACCGGUCCAUGAUAAGAUUAGGCUACGACCGCGACGCUUAAUCGAAUCAACAUGACCGGGAUGUCACGGCGAGCUACGCGAGCGAGGAAUUCCCCGAGAUGUGUCCUCUCGACGAGGACUUUCUCGUCGUCGUCGUCGGUGAAACCGACAACUCCGAACACAGGACACGUCGUAUCGUCCGUACCGAGCAUUCGAGCGAGAGCGACUGCGCUGGCUUCAUUCAUAUACACACAGGGUGUCUCUUUAAUCGCACGUUGACGAAAGCAGGACGACGAAUGGGAUAAGGAAACGCCUCGAGUGCGCCGGAAUUAGCGUUCACGCAACACUUCCUUCUCGCGCUACCGGAUUCGCGUGAUCACGUACACCGUGCGAUCAAGAAACGCACCCGUGAGAGCAAUCCACUCGAUAGUCGCGGGGGUGGCCUGGUCAAAUCACUUGUAAUUAUCACACAAUCAUUCUCGACACGGUGGCAUGUACUAUUUUAAUAUGCUUUUGUGACUUUCGGAGGUGGACUCUCGGCUGUGCACGGCCCCAUGUACUCCCAAUCUCUCCUCCUCUCGCCCUCACCUCCUCCCUCCCUCUCUCCCACCGUUUCGGGGGAGCUGGCAAGCCCCCCUCGAAGACGGUUACACAACGAACUUAGAGCCGAUUCACAACGUCUAUAUACAUAUAUUUUUUUUGUGUUUUUUCUUGUGUUUUUUUUUUAAAUGCUUCACUCCGCCGCGCGCGUGCACCUUCUUACAUCCUCUCUCUCUCCGCCACCCAAUCUUCUCCUCUCUGUUCCCAUCGCUCAUCCACCUCCAGGAUUCUCACUAUACGCUUUACCGAGGCGUCGAAUCGACCCGAAAUCCCGACGCGCCUUGCCUCAUGUGUUCAAGAGAGAAACAGAGCAGUGGGUAAAAGCGCGACACGAUCGGACACAGGGCGCCUUGAGAGGAAUUCCUUCCGCUUGUCUUCUGUGAUAAAGUAGCUGCUCGAGCGAUACGCAUGUGAAAGAUGCCAGAAGAAAGUCGCGAAAGUCUCCGUCUUAUACUCGGAUGUAUGUUCGUAGCAUCUCGCAUGGGCUGUCACUCGCGGCGUGAUUUCGAGUUUCGCCGCAUGGGAAUAAAAUUAGUAUCAAUUCAAGUCUCAUACUCUCAUGGAUAAACGAAAAUAUUUAAUUUUAUAUGACGAUAAAACAUGGCAAAAUUAUGUGUAUGUAUAUAUAUAUAUAUAUAUAUAGUUUUACUAAAAAUAUCAUAUUCUUUUUAUUCAUUAAUAAUUUUCAUAAAUUAAAAGAGGAAAGUAUUAGAUAAAAAGAAACGAUAAUUUCAAAUUAAAAAUUGUAUCGGUUAUACUCUGCAAAUAAUGCUUUUUCCUCUCAAUUCGUAAAAAUUAUUCUUGAAUAACAAUGAUAUUUGUAGUGGAACUAUGUAUGGUAUUUCUUCGUAUAAGCAUGUUUCUUCAGUCUCUCCAUUUAAAUUUUAUCCUCAUACAAGAUUAUACAUACUUGCUUGUAAGAAUAUGAAUCUUGAGUUGAUACUAAUUUUUUCCCAUUUAGAGGAAUCGGAGGCUCCGUUCCUGCUCCUCGGUGUCCGAUCGCGCCGCGGAUUUUCCCCCCGGAGAAGCAUUCGUCUAGUACGCAUCGCACGACUUACAAUCGUAACUACGUAAAAAUCUCAAUCUCUUCCGCACUCUCUCUCUCUCUGUCUCUCUCUUUCCUCUCGUCAACCUAGUCUCUCUUCUUCUCCUCAUUCUCCCGCCGCGCCUCUCUAUCCGCUUAGGAUUAUCGCGAAAAUAUGAUUCGGCCCAGUGUGACUCGCCGCAGCGACAUUUGCGCACAGCUUCAACGAGGAUUCCGUUUAUAUAAAAUAAAAAAAGGAAAACGAGAACAAUAAAAAAAAAUGAUGUGGAGCAGGACGCUCUGUGUAAUCGUUAUCACAGCGUCCUCCUCUCGUUACAACGACGAUUCUCUUUCUCUCUACGAGCCUCGCGCGUAUAUUCCUCUUUUCUCUUGCCAUUUCUCUCUCUCUCUCUCUCUCUCUCCCUCUCUCGAUUACUAUAUUAUGAGAUCAAUCUGCGCACGGUUACCGUAAACACCACUGUUAUCGCUUCCGGUUGGAUCGCAUCACUGACUGGCGUCGAUUAAUUUGUCGCGAAGUUGAUUUCGCCGAUCAUAAAGCAAACAAUGCGAAUGAUGAUAAAAACAAAAUGGCGGGGAACGAAGAGAUUGAAUAAAAUAUGAUAGAACAUAGUAGAGAUUAGUCAAAAUAAUGGUAUUUGUAAGAGAAGCAUAAUAAAAUAGAUAAAAUAGAUAACGAGUGGAAUACACGUGAUACAGAAUAAAUAAAGAGCAGGAAAUGUACACGAGAAACGGGGAGGACGAGAGGCGAAAGUAAGAAACAGAAAAGGAGAUUUUAGGGAAAUAAAAAUGAAGAGACAAGAGAGAUAAAUGAAGGGGUAAUUGGAUCGCGAAGUCCGAGAAUUCGCGUGUCGUUAGUUUGAAGUUUUAAAUUGGUAAAAUUCCAUGUAAAAUCGAAUUUAUUUUUAUAAAACUGAAUUUUUUUUUUAGACGACAGAUGUAUGAGUACGCAGGUUUAUGUACGUGUAUCAGUAAUUCCAUUAAAAUCUGGCAAGUUGAGAUAGGUCUCGAUGCGUCGACACGAUUCUCGACGAAAACACGUUCCCACGUGCUGCGGAAUCACGCUAAACACGCGGAUCAUCAAUGGUAAUUAACGAAUUAAUUUCAUCAUCUAGCCGCGAUCGCACAGUGCGCCGGUGGAUAGGCACGCAUCGAGAUCUACAUCAACGCUUCCUCGGGACAGAAUAAAAGAGGAUUUUGUAGUCGGGAUAAAAUCAUAAUGAACGCCGCAAAUAAUUAAAAGCUACAACGCGUGAAGCGAAAUUGGGUCGCGCGAAAAUCCGAGCGUAAAGCGACUAAAACGAAAAAAACACACACGUGAGAAUGUCCCGGAGCGUAUCGGGCGUUCGCGAUUACUGCGGAGUCGAGUAUUGUGGAUGCCGUUUGUUCUGAUCCGGUAAAUGUGUCUCGUUCGAAAUAAUUUAUGCGUCGACAUAUGUGCAGUGAUUAAGAAAAAGAAAAAAGGAAAAACAGGAGUUCGAGCGAUCGCAACGUCGUUGUCUCGUACAUGUCUUUGGUUUCAACUUCGUAUACCUGUGAGCUCUCUCGCAUCGCGAACAUGCGCGCACCGGCCGAGAAUCUAAUUAGAAAUAAUCUACCGUAAGAUCCCAUGAUCGAUAUCGCGUUUUCGUCCGCGCUUGCUCGCCGUUGGCGCGACUCGACGGCGGCGCCGACGCGCUGUUCGACUUGCGAUUCACGAAUAACUGUACAAGAAAGCAAAGAAAGACACUGCCAAGGCGACGAUUCGCCAGCCGGGCAUCACGUCGUCGAUGGCGAUCGCUGUCUCCGUCGUGGAUAGGAAAAUCAGCGAGAGAAAUGUGCUCAGCCGACGAUACAUCUCAAGAAAACGAAAGACAAAGGAGGUACGUAUAAGAAAGAAAAAAAAAGAGAGAGAGAGAGAGAGAGAGGGG